This is a messenger RNA of Callorhinchus milii (elephant shark), 2114 nucleotides long. RefSeq names its product adrenoceptor alpha 2A (gene adra2a). Bases 230 to 1723 code for a protein of 497 amino acids. Gene Ontology annotation, cellular component: membrane. The transcript is spliced from 2 exons. Gene Ontology annotation, molecular function: alpha2-adrenergic receptor activity. The record is from RefSeq and is a predicted model, not a curated record. NCBI's taxonomy places the organism in Eukaryota, Metazoa, Chordata, Chondrichthyes, Chimaeriformes, Callorhinchidae. Gene Ontology annotation, biological process: regulation of smooth muscle contraction; adenylate cyclase-activating adrenergic receptor signaling pathway; regulation of vasoconstriction.
AGAGGCAGAGACACACAGAGAGAAAAAAGAGACAGGAAGAGAGACAGGGCGAGAAAGCAUGUACUCCCUUCUCUAAGCUGAGAGAGACAGAGAGACAGAAAGAGAGACAGAGACAGAGAGAGAGAGAGACAGAGAGCAUGUGCUGCCUUCUGUGAGCUGUGAGCAGGUUGAGGAUGCCAGUGAUUCCAUAGUUAACUUGAGGAGCGAUGAUGAACUAGAGAGCAGGGUGAUGCCUUCUCCACGUGCCUCUCCCACCAGCACAGGCACCACCCUGGGUGUGGGCACCACCACCAGCACCACCAACAACAGCCUCUGCCUGUGGAACUGCAGCUCCUCCUGGGUGUGGAAUGGGACGCCGGUGCCCGUCGUGGGGGAGGGGGAGGUUUACCCGCUGGAGCCCGCCCUGGCCCUCAUCUCGGUGGUCUCCCUGAUGAUCGUGGCCAUCAUCUUCGGCAACGUGCUGGUGGUCAUCGCCGUGUUCACCAGCCGAGGGCUGAGGGCCCCCCAAAACCUCUUCCUGGUGUCUCUGGCCUCGGCGGACAUCCUGGUGGCCACGUUGGUCAUGCCCUUCUCCCUGGCCAACGAGCUGAUGGGCUACUGGUACUUUGGGCCAGUGUGGUGUGAGAUCUACCUGGCCCUGGAUGUGCUUUUCUGCACCUCGUCCAUCGUGCACCUGUGCGCCAUCAGCCUGGACCGGUACUGGUCCAUCACCCAGGCCGUGCAGUACAACCUCAAGAGGACUCCGCGGCGGAUCAAGUGCAUCAUCGUGGUGGUGUGGGUGAUCGCCGCUGUCAUCUCCUUCCCCCCCCUGGUGCCCAUCGGCAAAGAGACGGGACAGGAGCAGAGCCCCAACUGCCGGAUCAACGAGGAGGUUUGGUACGUCAUCUCCUCCUGCAUCGGCUCCUUCUUCGCCCCCUGCAUCAUCAUGAUCCUCGUCUACGUCAGGAUCUACCAGAUCGCCAAGGUCCGCACCAGGCACCCGCCGGGGGGCAAGAGGUGCCAGGAGGAUGGGAGAACGGGCGUCCCUGCCGGGGUUGGGGCCGCUGCCGCCGCGGGGGGAGGGGGCAAGCAGAACGGUUUCGCCGACAAGGAGAUGACCGCCAGCAAGCCAGCGGCCAACGGCUCCAACAACGGCACCGAGCUCGGCCGCCCCGGGCCCCCGGCGAGGGGGCGGCGGGGUCGGGAGGAGGAGGAGGAGGAGGACGAGGAGGACGGGUUCAAGAUGGACGAGUCCACCUCCUCAGACCACCAGGACGCCAAGAGCCCCCCUGACCCGGCCAACGCCUCCCCCGCCGGGCUCGGGGGUCAGGCCGAACCCGGCCAGCCGGGGGACAAGGGGGCCAGCGGGCUGGACAGGACAGGGGCGGGGGUGGGGGGCGCCGGCGGGGGCGCUGGCGGGGGCGGGGGGCCGGGGGCGGGGGUGGGCAGCCCCAAGGGGGGCCGUUGGCGAGGCCGACAGAACCGGGAGAAACGGUUCACGUUCGUGCUGUCGGUGGUGAUCGGGGUGUUCAUCGUGUGCUGGUUCCCUUUCUUCUUCACCUACUCGCUCACGGCCAUCUGCAAGCAGUCCUGCCCCGUGCCCAAGAGGCUCUUCAAGUUCUUCUUCUGGUUCGGCUACUGCAACAGCUCCCUCAACCCCGUCAUCUACACCAUCUUCAACCAGGACUUCCGGAGAGCCUUCCAGAAGAUUCUCUGCCGGGGGAGGAGGAGACAGAGGGUUUAAGAGAACUAAAUCGGACUGUUUCUUUUGCUCUUUCCUUCCCCGACCUCCCACCACCUCCCCGCUUCGCGCGCGCCCGGGCACACACACCAUUCAGACACACGCAACAUACACACACUGCACAUACCUACACACGCACACACACACGCGCAUACACGCAUACACACAAAGGAAACUUCUGUACAGCCCGUUUCUCUCGGUUCGACCAUGUCCCGGUGUAAUUUUUUUGCAUGCACUGUUAAAAAUAUGAUAAUAAUAAUAAUAACAAUAAAUAAAUAAUUAAAAAUGUUUUCUAAAAAGUAAUCGUGUUUAGCUGACGCAGCUUAAGGGAAAGGGUUGAAUUCAAGAAUUAACACACACACACACUAAAGCCCGUGUUAUUAUAUAAUAAUAA